Molecule: messenger RNA, 1711 nt
Organism: Contarinia nasturtii (swede midge)
Lineage: Eukaryota; Metazoa; Arthropoda; Insecta; Diptera; Cecidomyiidae
Exons: 3
Coding region: 59-1582 (507 amino acids)
Source: RefSeq, a predicted model, not a curated record
AUAAACACCUCAGUUUAGCAAGUUUAAAGCGUAUUAAAGCAUUUUUUUUUUUGAAAAAAUGAUAAAGAACCAGAAAACUAUUCCCAAAAUGAAGUCUUUUUAUAAAGUUCGUAUUCCUAGCGACAUAAUUAAUUGUGAAACUUUUAUCGCUAUCAAGAAGUGCGACAAUUUUUCUAGCUUUCUGGAAACAGUCUACAAUCGUUUACCGGAACUUCGUGAUUCAUCAGUGAUAAUGUACUACAAAGAUCGGAAGAAGGACAAAAUUAUCGUUCAAACGGAGUCCGAUUUCGCUUUGUUCGAAGAAGAAUAUACCAACACCAUUUUUAUUUUGGAAAAUGUACCAACACCCGCAUUACCUUUCACAAUUCCACCAUGUUCAAAGAUAGCGGCGAAAACAUCGGACCCAAUUUCCACCAUUGAACCUAAAGCUGGAAAAAUCACAACUUCGGAAAAUGGAAUUAUUGCCCAUGAAAACGCAAGCGUGAUUUCAGAUUUCGAGACAUCGUUAGACCCAGUUUCAGAUGUUUCGAAUGAAUUCCCAGAUUCUCAUUAUGAAGCUUACAAUUCAGAAGAAAAGCAGGAAAGCUCGGUUCAUAAACCUCAAGGCAAUCACUUGUCUCAUUCAAAUGAAAAUGUUGCAAAUGAUGACAUUGUUGACGAGGAUAGAUUCGAUUACGAAAAUGAAUGGAAUUUGAUUUUGAAAGACAUUGAGAAUACAGUUCACGAUGAACCUCAAAUAAAAUCAAUUUCAUCAAAUAAUGACGCUGUAAUUGCAUCGACAAGUACUGCCCUAGCCACAAAGUCUGAUUAUGUCGAGAGAGAAUCAGUGAUUAAAGUCGAUGAAAUGAAUUUAAAACAUGACCAAACAUCUCCCAUACCUACCGAUGUUUUGGAAUUGACAGCAAAAAGUUUGUCUUUUCAUGAUACGAAUCCAUUCAAGUCCCACGACGAAGAUUCGUCAAAUAGUGAAUGGGACUUAAUUUCGAUUGACACUGAAAAUGAUAUUGAUAUAAUUAGCACCCAAGCCGUUCAAGAUGAACCUCAAACCAGAUCAAGCUAUGUCGAUGAUUUCAUUCGACGACUUGAAGCUGUCGCCGGAAAGUACACAGAAAAAAAAUCAAAAAAUGUAGCAGCGACCCCAGCUUUGCCUCAAACCAGAUCAAGCUCGUCGAAUAAUGAAAUGGAUGUCGAUGAUUUGAUUCGACGACUUGAAGCUGUCGCCGGAAAGUACACAGAAAAAAAAUCAAAAAAUGUAGCAGCGACCCCAGCUUUGCCGGAAGCAAUAUGGAUUGAUAACGUUGAGGUCAAUGAUUUGGACUACUUUUUAGUAAUGGAACGACAAUGUGAUAAAAUUGAAGCCAUGGCAAAUGUUCACGGUGUCACUCCAUACAAAGUGGGAAUUACUAAUACGCACAAGAAUGAUGUUGCAUCGAGACAAACAUUUGGCAAUUUGAUCUUUCAAACUCAAACUUUUUCUGACGAAAAAUCUAACGAUGUGCCACAAAAUGAUUCGGUUGAUAUCGAACAAGAUGGUCAAGUGAAUGAAACAGCCAUGGGAUGGUCGAAAAGUAUGAAGUAUUGACCAGUACCAUAUACAACUCAAUAACGAAGACGGUUUACUCUUGCAUUUAAUACCCAAUAGAUUAGCGCACAAAUAUCUUAAACUUUUGUGCGAUGACAACAUUUCUUGCCCCCCGGACUCAAAUUUGAC